ACCAACCGUCGGUCUUUCAUAAUUUUCAAGAUCAGGAGUCAUAUAUCUCAAAUAUUUGAGUAAACAGUCGUCUGUGCCAUAUGCUGGCCAACUGGGACGAGGGGCAGGGUUGUGCCGCUGCUCGACGCUUACAUAAUGUCCGUGUCGCUGGUCCCCCAAAUCCGGAAAUUGGUCAACAGCAGGCGGCACUUCCUAGUGCUGCGUCGAUCGCUGAACCAAGAUCUGACCACGGCGCUGAGGCCCUUCUACUUUGCGGUGCAUCCGGACUUCUUUGCCCAGCAUCCUGAGCAACGGAACACCAACGAGAACUCCCUGAAAUUGCUCAGCGAGCACCUGGAGGCCUUGUACGAGCGCCGCCUGCGCAAUGAGGAUACGCAGGUGCUCAAGUUCUAUGUGCGCGCCAGUUCUGAUGCAAACAAGCGCGAUACCUUCCGGCUCAUUCAGAUACGCACGGACAGGCAGAGCACGCGGGAUCCAAAGAGAUUCAUCCAGGGGCUCCUCGAGUCCUGCAAUCUAUCCACGGAGUACGUAAAGAACAUCAAGGCGCAACCAGAGCCGCCCAAGAGCUCGGGAUUGGAGUUUAGGCCCAGCCAGGACUACCACUACGACGCAGAGUUUGCGGAAUUCGAAUCUCAGCUAAAGAAUGAGCGUGCCAGCAAGCGUCCAGUGCUGACCACCUGGCUAGAGGAGAACGCCGACAAGGCCAGGCAGCGGGUCAAGGAAACCGCAGAGUUACAGGCAGAGAUUGACAAGCUGCAGCGGGUGCUGGUAGAGAAGCUGCAGCUGCGCGAUGCGCGCUACGAGUGCGGCUGGAAUAUUGAUCACUAUCGCGGCUGCCUGAAGACCCUGGAGCGACUGGCCAACACGCAUCUGGUAGAAAUGGCUCCUCUUAAAGGACGCAUUGUGGUCUUUGCCCCCUUCACGGGCAUCAGCCUAGAAGGUCACGUUAUGCUCUUCACCGGCGAUGUGCUCAGCACGUGGAUUGACUUCAUCAAGAACAUUCCGCAUCACGAUGCCUAUUUGAAGGUAGUUCCCGUAUAUGAACGGACCUUAUCGCAGGUCCUCCUGGAGAUUCAGAUCGGGCGGCGCAAGUUUAUGCCCAAGCAGCAGGCUAGCGGCUAUGCCAAUCACCUGAUGAAGGUGACAACCUCGCUCAACGAUUAUUUAGGCAAACAAAAGUACCCAACGGAAUGGCCAAAGACGCUAAAAGAGUUCACCAUUGUGGUGGAAUCGGAGGCUGGUCCACUUAUGGUGAGUCCCACGGGUCAGUUCAUUACACCGGCCACUUGUCCGGGCUCCAUACUCGUGGACUUCAUUACCCAGCACAUGGAACUAGCAAGAGAGCGGAUGAAGAAAUAUGCUCAGGACAAGCACGUCGAGCAGGAGCUCAUGGAUGCGUGCAUAAAGCAGCUGCAGCUGCAGUCACUGACCAAAGACGAUGCCAUCACUCCGGACAAAAUGAUAGCGGCACUCCGAGACCUGUCCCAGAUGCAGGUGCAGCAGCAGCUGAAGCAGGGCAAGCUGCACAUCACACACUACUAUUCGGUGCUGACCGACGGCGUGGUGUGCAUUCCCUGGGACUUUGCGCAACGGUGAAAAGAACUCUUCUCAUAUGUGCCUUAUUAGUCGGAAAAUAUACUAAGUAAUGAUAUAUGGUUA
Molecule: messenger RNA, 1659 nt
Organism: Drosophila serrata
Lineage: Eukaryota; Metazoa; Arthropoda; Insecta; Diptera; Drosophilidae
Product: T-cell activation inhibitor, mitochondrial
Cellular component (GO): mitochondrion
Source: RefSeq, a predicted model, not a curated record